Molecule: messenger RNA, 2247 nt
Organism: Athalia rosae (coleseed sawfly)
Lineage: Eukaryota; Metazoa; Arthropoda; Insecta; Hymenoptera; Athaliidae
Product: BRCA1-associated RING domain protein 1-like
Exons: 11
Coding region: 457-1941 (494 amino acids)
Molecular function (GO): protein binding
Source: RefSeq, a predicted model, not a curated record
UCAAAGCAUGAUCCAUCAUAACGUUGAGCGUAGAUAAGAAUGCUGAGUCCCUACCAAAGAAAAAACUGCGCAUGGCUCGUUAAUUCCGCCAAUCGUAUCUUGGUUUUCGCUUUCGCGCCAUAUUCCGUGCCUUUUCCCAAUGGUUUCUCACUAGACGACGAACUGCGACAAGUGAGAUUUUACGAUCAGCCCCUAAAUCGAUUUUUGUCCGUUUUAUCGGUGAAUGAUAGUCUCUUUGAUCAUCAAUAGAUUACUUGUGAAAAAUUAAACGAUUGUAACCGUUUGUAGCACCAAAAAGGCCAAUGUCACGAAUCUCAACGUUGAGCUUUCAUUGAGUUUGGUGAAGCACAUACGUAUGUACAUACAUGUACUGACUAGUAUGUAUUAGUAAGGAACAGCAAAAUACUUCCUAUUUGGCCUUAGCGCAACAAGUGUCAUGUUUAAAGACAACAACCAAUGGGCACAAACACAGCAAUGACAUCGAGUACUAAUGAAUGGAUCCGCACAAACGUGGCGCUGAAGAAUUUUAUGGAGGACUUCCUCUGUUGCAAAUGUAAAAAUACUGCACAAAAUCCAAUUCGUUACCAGAAUUGUAGUCACAUUUUCUGCUCAGCAUGCGUCCGUGGGGCAAAAUUGAUAUGUUGGAAAUGUAAAACUUCGGUCAAACGUAACGAAGUCUACUCGGACAUCAUUGCUGCAGGAAUCAUCACUUAUGGCGAGACUAUUGCUCAAAUAAUCAACCAAAAAGAGUCGCCAUCCAAAAAUGACAGACAACAAAGCAGUAAUGUGUCGAUCCAAGAACAUGAUGUAUCUCUUAGAACACGGAAUAUUCCUAAAGGCGAUAUCAAUAAACCUAACAUGAAGGGCGAAACUCGUUUACACACUGCUUGCAUUAAGGCAAACACUGAUAUGGUUCGUACUUUAUUGGAGGCUGGGGCAAACCCAAACACCAAGGAUCACUCCAAUUGGCUACCCCUGCACGAAUCUGUGAGUUUCCAUCAUUACGAAAUCUGCGAAUUGCUCCUCGAAGCAGGAGCCUUACCGAAUACCCCAGGACAUUUCAAUCGAACCGCUUUACACGAAGCUGUCAUGGAGGAUGAUUCUAAGCUAAUUGAACUCCUUCUGCAACACAACUCUGAUUUAUCUGCCCGUGAUUGUUUUGGCAAAACGCCGCUUGAUUAUGCAGUUUCUGAUGAAGUCCGCAGGCUUUUAACUGACUAUAAACCUGCAAAGAAUCUUUUGGAAAAAUCAAUAGCGAGCUCUCUGAAUAUAACUUGCAACAAUAAGAGUUUCACAUGGAAUGGAAUCAAUGUUUUUGGUUCAAAUCUAAGUAGCGAGAAUCGUUCACUUCUUAUCCAAGUGGCUAAUAAACAUAGACUCAAGAUAGUGAAAGAUUUCAAACCUACGGUAAUGCUUGUAGUAGUAGAAGUUAACAACCAAAAUACAACACCUCUGAGCAACGACAUUCUUUUGGCGAUCCUCCAUGGAAAAUGGAUAGUUUCAACUCAGUGGCUCAGACACUCUAUGGAAUUGGAAGACAUGAGUGUGGAGGACUUGGAACAAUUUGAAGUACAGGGUACAACCGGUAUGCCAUUUAGUGGUAUUCCUACAAGGGCCAGAACAAACUCACAGAAACAGAAUCCAAAGCUUUUCAAUGGCUGCUAUUUCUUCUUCCAAAUGAACGGCCAGUUUUUAUAUUCCGUUGGGAGAUUGGGGUUCACAAUAGCGGACCUUGCGCAUUUAAUCACCGAGGGUGAAGGAGGCGACUUGAAACAUCCCUUGCAUAAGUGUUCCCAUUACAUCAUAUAUGCGCCUGGUAAGGGAGAGCCUGCUAUAAAAUACAAUAUGGAUCACAUCAAAUCUUUGCCAUUAAUUUGGCUCAUUACUUGUAUUGAACAUUUCGAGUUGUUAGACCCGGCUUUUAUCGGAAUAACGCAGUAACGAUUAUCUCGACAUAUGGUACCGUUCUGUCCAACAGAAUGAAAAACAGGAUAUUCAUUCCAAUUUAUUGUUUUAAACGCUGAAAUUUAUCAAAUUUUCCAAUCUUACGUUCAGUUAGAUGUGUAGACCUGCUAUUUUAUUUAAUGAAUAUUGUGUAUCGAUUUUUGUCGUAUUUAUCGUGUGUUUAUUGGAGGGUUUACAAUUGCGGUUAGUUAUAAUUAUUCGUGUUUAUGUAUUAAUCGGGCAGAGACAAUGUCCUUGUUUUGAAAUAUGUAAAUAAAUACCAAUGAUAUGCGUAAAUAUUAA